AUGCCAGAAAAUGAAUCUUCUGAUGCUCAGAUGAACUAUCAGGAUCCCUUGUUCUUAUCACAUUCAGAUAAUCAUGAUUCUUCCUUGACACUAAUGCUGUUUGAUGGAGGUAACUUCAUGAUUUGGAGCAGAAUUGUGAAGUUAGCUCUAGGGGCUAAGAAUAAGAAAGGUUUUAUUGAGGGUAAGAUACCAAAACCAGCAAGUGGUCACAAAGAUUACAACAGAUGGGAAAGGAGUGACUAUAUGGUGAGAUGCUGGAUUUUUAGAUAUAUGACAGAUCAAGUAGCAGGAGAUUUGAGCUUGGUUCAAACUUCCAAGCAGCUGUGGGAUGAGUUGAGUGAGAGAUACUCUGAGAGCAAUAUACCUCUCUUAUAUCAGCUCAAGAAGGAUCUUGGUAAGCUGGAGCAAGAAGACUUAUCUGUGGGAGAUUAUUACUGCAAGUUGAAGAAAUUUUGGGAUGAAAUAUACAAUAUUAAAGCAAUGCCAGAGUGUACUUGUGGGAUUGUGGCAAAGUGUACAUGUAGCAUGUACAAGAAAAUGUUGUCCAUGGUAGAGACAAAAAGGUUGAUUCAGUUCUUGAUGGGAUUGAAUAGAGGUUACCAGAACGUUAGAGAGAACAUUCUCAGUAUGGACCCUCUACCUAGUGUCAACAAAGCUUUCCACUUGGUGCAACAAACUAAGAAGCAGAAGAAGGUAUCAGGUGAUAUGCAGGACAUAGCAGAGGCUUCAACUUUUCAAUUAACAAAGGAAGUCAGGCAAUAUGUCUCUGCCAAGCAGAAUGACAGUAGGAACCAGGGGAAGGAAGGAAGAAAGCCAAAAACUGAUGUGUUUUGUGAUCACUGCAAGAAGAAAGGCCAUGAUAGGUCUGGUUGCUUUGAGAUUUAUGGGUAUCCACACUGGUAUAAAGGGAAAAGAACAGCAGAAAAUUUUGGCAAGCUAGAAGAAGAAAUCGACUCCUCCUUAGAUGAGGAAGAGUAUGAGAUUGGAAGUGGCUCUAUGAGCAAACCUGAUGCAGGAAUGAUUUCAGCUGUGGUCAAGGAGGUAAUGAGAGCCUUCUAG
Molecule: messenger RNA, 1059 nt
Organism: Chenopodium quinoa (quinoa)
Lineage: Eukaryota; Viridiplantae; Streptophyta; Magnoliopsida; Caryophyllales; Amaranthaceae
Exons: 1
Coding region: 1-1059 (352 amino acids)
Source: RefSeq, a predicted model, not a curated record